Camponotus floridanus (Florida carpenter ant) is the source of this 552-nucleotide messenger RNA. RefSeq lists its product as uncharacterized. The transcript has 4 exons. The record is from RefSeq and is a predicted model, not a curated record. The coding region runs from base 38 to 526 and encodes 162 amino acids. Lineage: Eukaryota; Metazoa; Arthropoda; Insecta; Hymenoptera; Formicidae.
UAGCUUCCUUCGACCAAGUAGCGAGAUAGUGCUGAUUAUGCGCCCGUCAUUCUCCAGCGCUGUCUACUUCAUCUUUCUUGCAAACUUGGGGUUCGCGCAUUCCGGAAGGCCGAUCAGGGCCCUAGCCUUCCGUAAAGGUAGCACUUUUUUUUAUCGGCUGAACUACAAGAUAAACUCACUCCCUUACACGACCAUCUUCGCGCAAGCGUCGGGCUUUAAGACAACAUGGCCACUGCCGACCACCGGCGACUCUCGCAACAUCCGGUCCGUACCUGAAAUUCACGAGCGCGCCGAGCUCGUAUACGAAAGUCAUGGUUUCAAUGGUCGUUCUUGCUUGCUGAAGAAUGUCUGUCAAACAUUACAAUACGCGAAACAGCAGGACGGCGUUAUAGGAAAGAUAUUAAAAUUAUUCGCGAGGUCGUACAUUGAUAAUGAUACUUGGCACGAAGAUCCGCUAUUCUGUGAGCGUCAUUCCAAGAAUUGCCCUCUGGAAUUAAUCGGAUUUAAUAGUUUUACGGAAAGCUAAACAUUUCUCGGAGUAUCAGAGAGCGC